Molecule: messenger RNA, 1533 nt
Organism: Saxophila tyrrhenica
Lineage: Eukaryota; Fungi; Ascomycota; Dothideomycetes; Mycosphaerellales; Extremaceae
Exons: 4
Coding region: 1-1533 (510 amino acids)
Biological process (GO): transmembrane transport
Cellular component (GO): membrane
Molecular function (GO): transmembrane transporter activity
Source: RefSeq, a predicted model, not a curated record
AUGGCCGACAAGAGCAGCCUCAAACAGGCGGACGCCGAGUCAAAGGACUCCGGCGAGGUUCUUGACCGUACGACGUCCAUCACCGCUGAUGCAGAGGGCAAUACUGUGAUUACGAGUCAGGAUGGCGAGACCUUCACCAUCGACCACAAAGCUGAGCGAGCGUUGGUGUGGAAGUUCGACCUACGCAUCCUGCCCCUACUUGCGUUGAUGUAUUUGUUCAAUGCGCUCGACAAGGGAAAUCUCGGGAAUGCCGCAACGGCCGGCCUACUGGAAGAUCUCGGCAUGGUGGGCAACAACAAGUACAACAUCCUGCUAUCGAUCUUCUUCAUCCCAUACGUACUGUCGGCGCCCUUCCUCGGUAUGCUAGGCAAGAUAUACGGGCCCAGUAGGAUGUUGCCAAUCAUGAUGUUCACCUUUGGCUCGAUGACCCUUCUCACAGCCGCCACCUUCAACUGGGGAGGUCUGGUUGCGCUGCGGUGGUUCCUUGGGAUGGCGGAGAGUGCCUUUUUUCCCUUGGUAAUCUACUACCAGACGUCUUUCUACCGACGAGGGGAACUGGCGCGGAGGCUGGCUAUCUUCUACGCUGCAUCUAAUAUUGCCUACGCUUUUGGAGGACUACUGGCCUUUGGAGUCUUCCAUAUCGAAGGCGGUGCUCUGGCCAGCUGGAAGUACCUGUUCCUCCUCGAGGGCUCGCUCUCCGUCAUCUUCGCGGUCAUCGCCUUCAUCUUCCUACCCUACUCAGCAGCACACGCCCGCUUCCUAAACGAGGACGAGAAGAAACUCGCUUUCUACCGCAUCCAAGUCGACAGCUCGGCCAUCGUCAACGAGAAGUUCAAUCUCCGGGAAGCCUCUCGCAUCCUGCUUCAGCCCACCUCAUGGGUCAUCCUCUGCAUAGAGAUAUGCCUUGGCGUACCGCUGCAGGGCGUAUCGCUCUUCCUCCCACAGAUCGUAGCUCGCCUGGGCUACAGUACGGUACAGACGAACCUCCACACUGUUGCACCUAAUAUCACUGGGGCGGUGAUGCUACUCCUCCUGGCUUUUGCGUCGGACUACACAAGAUGGCGCUUCCCGUUCGUCGCGCUUGGGUUCUUCUUUACUUUCAUGGGCUUCAUCAUAUACGCUUCCAUUGAUGUUGUGACGAACCUGAAGGUGGCGUACUUUGCUUGCUUCAUGAUGACUUGGGGCACGAGUGCGCCGUCUGUGCUGCUGGAUGUGUGGUACAAUAACAACAUCGCCGACGAAAACCGCCGCCUCCUCCUAACAUCCAUCGGCGUGCCGGUAGCGAACGUAAUGGGUCUCGUCCCAUCGAACAUCUUCCGCGAUCAGGAUGCUCCAGACUACAUUCCUGCUCUCGCAACUACCGCAGCUUUCGGAGCCGUAGGGAUUGUGCUGACGUUGAGCUUGGGCAUGUACAUGAUAUUCGACAAUAAGCGCCGGGACAGGAAGCAGGGCAAGCGGAUGCGAGCGAGAGAUGUGCCGACUGAGAUAUUGAGGGAUGGGCCUAAGUGUGCGGAUUUUAGAUGGUACUACUGA